AUGUCGGACUACGAAGAUGAUAUGGACUUGGAUGCGCCUCCUUCCAAGGACAAGUCCAUCCUAUUCAGCUCAGACAACGCAGCUGGCAAGCAGAAGCGAAUCGCUGCGGACUUGCCAGUGGAGGCAGAGGACAACUUACCAUGGGUGGAGAAGUACCGACCAAACACCCUCGACGAUGUCUCGGGCCACCAAGAUAUCCUCGCUACAAUCAACAGAUUUAUCGAACAUAACCGACUACCACAUCUCCUCUUCUAUGGCCCGCCGGGUACCGGAAAGACUUCGACCAUCUUGGCGCUGGCGCGACAGAUAUACGGGCCCAAAAACAUGAGGCAGAUGGUCCUGGAACUCAAUGCUUCCGAUGACCGCGGCAUCGACGUGGUUCGCGAGCAGAUCAAAACUUUUGCCUCGACCAAGCAGAUCUUCAGUACCUCGACGCAACAGACUCCAGGCGGACCUAAACUCGGCCUAGGCGCCUUCAAGCUGAUCGUGCUCGACGAAGCAGACGCAAUGACCUCCGCGGCACAAAUGGCCCUUCGGAGGAUUAUGGAGAAAUACACGGCCAACACCAGAUUCUGCAUUAUUGCAAACUACACACACAAGCUGUCUCCGGCGUUGCUAUCGAGAUGUACACGGUUUCGGUUUUCGCCGCUAAAGGAAGCAGAUAUCCGUCGGCUAGUGGACAAAGUGGUUUCACAGGAGAAUGUCAAUAUCACGCCUGAAGCAGUUGAUUCAUUGGUCAAACUAUCCAGGGGCGACAUGCGUCGAGCAUUGAAUGUUCUUCAAGCCUGCCACGCCGGGUCUCGGCCACUCCCAAUGCGAGGGCAGCCACCCGUCCCGGAAUCCGAGAUAAAAUACGAGCUGAUUACGAACGACACGAUUUACAACUGUAUCGCGGCGCCACAUCCUGAAGAUAUCCGGCUAAUCAUGACGACAAUGUUGAGCACGCCAGAUCUGACGGAAUGUCUCAGGACGAUUAAUGCCCUGAAGAGUAGCCGAGGGCUCGCACUGGCUGACAUAUUGACUGCGCUGGCCGAAGAAUUGCAGAACCUCGAAGUUAGCGCCGCGACCAGAGUGACGUGGUUACAGGGGCUCGCAGAAAUUGAAUACAGAUUGGCAGGAGGCGGAAGUGAGGGUGUGCAGACUGGUGGUAUGAUUGGCGUUGUGAGGACAGGAUGCGAGUUGAUGGGAGAGAAAGGGGUUGGUGAGAAGAUGAGUGUGGACGGGUGA
Fonsecaea multimorphosa CBS 102226 is the source of this 1227-nucleotide messenger RNA. RefSeq lists its product as uncharacterized. The record is from RefSeq and is a predicted model, not a curated record. The transcript is spliced from 2 exons. Gene Ontology annotation, cellular component: Elg1 RFC-like complex; nucleus; DNA replication factor C complex. Gene Ontology annotation, molecular function: DNA clamp loader activity; ATP binding; ATP hydrolysis activity. The coding region runs from base 1 to 1227 and encodes 408 amino acids. Gene Ontology annotation, biological process: DNA repair; DNA-templated DNA replication. Lineage: Eukaryota; Fungi; Ascomycota; Eurotiomycetes; Chaetothyriales; Herpotrichiellaceae.